ACUUUGUUGUUGUUGAUUACUUUGAAGAAAUAGCUGUCGCUGUUUAUACUGGACUGAAGUGAGAAGAUCUAACCAGUUGCCUAGUUAUCUCUCCCAGUCCUUCUCAGUCAAUCAUCUUCACGGUCUUCACCAAUCGGCGCAAAGGAAUCAGCCAAUUUAAGGAAGUCAAUUCAGGAGAGAUUCAAUAAUUUCGCCCAAUUUGAAUUCAGUAAAUUGAGCUAAAAUCAUUAUAGAUCGACUGUGUUGCUGUUUCCCCUCGCCACCACCUGCCCACCUCCAUCCUUGCCAUCGCCGAGGUUGCUGCUGGUUCACUUCCUUGCGGCGACGCCGUCCGCUGGGUUCUCUUGAUCUCUUCUCUUCUCGCCGUCGUUGGAGUGUUGGUACUUCAGAAAUCGCGACUGGCCGUCUGCACUGCAGCUCCUCGUUCGGUCGUUUAGAAAUUGCGACUCGUCACUUGUCGCCUCCUCGAUCUAUUCCCUUCACCUGCAGUGGUGGUCGUCGACCUUCUUCCUCGCGGUAGCACCCCUCUGGCCCUGCCUGUCCCUUUUUGCACCACCAAUGUUUCAGCCACUGCUUCCUUGUUGACUCUCUGACCUAUUCAGAGUUAAGAAUGGAGAAAAUCAUUGUUGCCAGCUGAAAUUUUGGAUGUAAAGUGAACUCGUGGGAGACCGGCACCAUCACAUGUAUUGCACAUUGUCUGGUUAUAUCAAAGAUUUGAAUUUGAAUAAUUAUUUUUUGUGGGCUCUUUCUCUCAGAAAAUCAUCUUCACGAUCCUCACCAGCCGGCCCAAAGGAAUAACCAAUUUAAGGAAGUCAAUUCAGGAGAGAUUCGAUAAUUUCCCCAAUCUGAGCUCAAUAAAUUUAGCAAGCUCCAUCGAUGGCGGAUAUCAACAUUGCUUACCUCUGGCUUCUUGUUCUCCUUACCAUCCCACUUUGUCUCCUUGCUCUCUUACUCCUAAUUGUUAGACCCCGCCCCGUCAAGAUUCCUAUAAAAAAUCGCCAUGUGUUCAUCACUGGUGGAUCAAGUGGAAUUGGAUUGGCUUUGGCUCAUCAAUUUGCAUUGGAAGGGGCUCAAGUGUCUAUCCUGGCCCGUUCCCUUGACAAGCUUGAGGAAGCAAAGCACUUGAUCCAGCUUUCGACUGGUGUUGACGUGGCAAUUUUUGCAGCUGAUGUGAGGGAUUUUGACUCUGUACAAAAGGCAGUGGUUGAGGCAGGCCCUAUUGAUGUGUUGGUGGUGAAUCAAGGUGUGUUUCUGCCUCAGGAGCUAGAGAAGCAAGAAUUGGAUGAGAUCAGGUUCAUGAUAGACGUGAAUUUGAUGGGGAGUUUUAACAUGAUUAAAGCUGCUUUGCCUGGAAUGAAGACUAGGAAUGGACGGGGGCCUGCGUCUAUUGCUCUCAUGUCAUCUCAGGCUGGUCAGGUGGGUAUAUAUGGUUACACUGCUUAUUCAGCUAGUAAGUUUGGGCUUCGGGGUCUAGCAGAAGCAUUACAGCAGGAGGUCAUUGCAGACAACAUCCAUGUCUCCCUUAUAUACCCUCCAGACACCGAGACUCCUGGCUUUGCUGAAGAAAACAAAAGAAGGCCACAACUCACAAGUAUCAUUGCUGCCUCCUCUGGGGCAAUGAAAGCAGAUGAAGUUGCCAAAAGAGCUUUAGAUGGAAUCAAAUCUGGUAGUUUUUUUGUCCCAUGCAACUUUGAGGGAUCUUUAUUGGCCAUAGCAACUGCUGGUUUAUCCCCUCAGAGAUCAUUCUUAGUGGCAUUCAUUGAGGUGGUUGCUGCCGGUCUAAUACGUCUAGUCGCUCUCUUUUUCCAGUGGAAUUGGUUUGGAAGUAUAGAAAAGUGGCAUGCACAAAAAAAAUAGUAUGCAUUCAAUAUCUCCUACCUGCAAUUUCCUUUUCUGUGUGAUGAAUGCAGCACCUGGUUUGUCACAUUGUAUUAACCUACUCUGUCCUAACAUUGAUUUUUCCUAUUAUGUUUUGAUUGUAUUGAAGCGAGAUUAUACUGGAAAACUGAGAAUCCUAAUGUCCAAUUUCAAUUACUAUGACAGAGAGUUUACCUACUUUGUUUUUGUUCUUUCCGCA
Molecule: messenger RNA, 2077 nt
Organism: Manihot esculenta (cassava)
Lineage: Eukaryota; Viridiplantae; Streptophyta; Magnoliopsida; Malpighiales; Euphorbiaceae
Product: 3-dehydrosphinganine reductase TSC10A
Exons: 7
Coding region: 877-1857 (326 amino acids)
Biological process (GO): sphingolipid biosynthetic process
Cellular component (GO): endoplasmic reticulum membrane
Molecular function (GO): 3-dehydrosphinganine reductase activity
Source: RefSeq, a predicted model, not a curated record